Molecule: messenger RNA, 5054 nt
Organism: Chiroxiphia lanceolata (lance-tailed manakin)
Lineage: Eukaryota; Metazoa; Chordata; Aves; Passeriformes; Pipridae
Gene: SEPHS1
Product: selenophosphate synthetase 1
Exons: 9
Coding region: 460-1638 (392 amino acids)
Biological process (GO): L-selenocysteine biosynthetic process
Cellular component (GO): cytoplasm
Molecular function (GO): selenide, water dikinase activity; ATP binding
Source: RefSeq, a predicted model, not a curated record
GGGGGGGGGCGGUGUAGGGGUGCCCGACAUCCCACCGGCCGCCCCCGGCAGCGAGGGGCGAACCCCGCCCCGGUGACACCGUACCUGCACGUGGGGACACGGGGGACACAGCGGGGCCGGCCACCCGCGGGAAGGGGCCGCCGCUCCGCUCCGCUCCGCGUAGCUCCUUCCUCCUCCUCCUCUUCCCCCGCCGCCUCCUCUCCGUCUGCACAAAGAGAGCGGCAGCGAAGGCCCCGGGUUCGCCUCUAAAGGCAGCGGCUGGAAAUUUAAGGUGUCCCGGAGCCAUGCCCGCCCGCAGCCGCGCUCCCCGGGUCGAUGGGUGUCGCGGCUCCGCGCCUCGCUUGUCCCGGGCGGUCGGGCUGGCGGCGGGUGCUCGGGGGGUUGCGUUGGACUGAUCAGCAGAGAAACUGAUCCCGUUGCUGUGGGGUGGGAAAGGCCGGCAGUCUGUGGGAGAGAACCAUGUCUGUCCGGGAGUCGUUUAACCCAGAAAGUUACGAACUGGACAAGAGCUUCCGCCUGACCCGAUUCACUGAACUGAAAGGCACAGGCUGCAAAGUGCCGCAGGAUGUCUUACAGAAACUGCUCGAAUCUCUACAAGAAAACCAUUUUCAGGAAGAUGAACAGUUCUUGGGGGCAGUUAUGCCCAGGUUGGGAAUUGGGAUGGACACUUGUGUUAUUCCAUUAAGACACGGAGGUUUGUCAUUGGUCCAGACGACAGAUUAUAUUUAUCCUAUUGUGGAUGACCCUUAUAUGAUGGGCCGGAUAGCGUGUGCCAACGUCCUAAGUGACCUUUAUGCCAUGGGGGUCACAGAAUGUGACAACAUGUUGAUGCUCCUUGGAAUCAGCAAUAAAAUGACAGAUAGGGAAAGAGACAAAGUGAUGCCUCUAAUUAUCCAGGGUUUCAAAGAUGCAGCAGAAGAGGCAGGAACAUCUGUUACUGGUGGGCAAACAGUGUUAAAUCCCUGGAUUGUUCUAGGAGGAGUGGCCACGACAGUCUGUCAGCCUAAUGAAUUUAUAAUGCCAGACAAUGCAGUGCCAGGAGAUGUGCUUGUAUUAACUAAACCCUUGGGAACACAAGUGGCUGUAGCUGUGCACCAGUGGCUAGAUAUUCCUGAAAAGUGGAAUAAAAUCAAGCUUGUGGUAACGCAAGAGGAUGUAGAACUUGCAUACCAGGAGGCAAUGAUGAACAUGGCACGGCUGAACAGAACAGCUGCUGGACUCAUGCACACUUUCAAUGCACAUGCAGCUACAGACAUCACAGGAUUUGGGAUCCUGGGGCAUGCACAGAACCUUGCCAAGCAGCAGCGAAACGAGGUGUCCUUCGUGAUCCAUAACCUUCCCGUUCUUGCCAAGAUGGCUGCUGUCAGCAAGGCUUGUGGAAACAUGUUUGGCCUCAUGCACGGGACUUGUCCAGAGACUUCAGGAGGCCUCCUCAUCUGCUUACCACGGGAGCAGGCAGCACGAUUCUGCGCCGAGAUCAAGUCUCCGAAAUACGGCGAGGGGCACCAGGCGUGGAUCAUCGGGAUCGUGGAGAAGGGCAACCGCACGGCCCGGAUUAUAGACAAGCCACGGAUCAUUGAGGUGGCACCACAGGUGGCCACUCAGAACGUGAACCCCACGCCCGGUGCCACCUCUUAAUAGAGAUCAAAUAGCUGUUUGUUUUUUGAAUAGAUCUAUUCCCUUAUCAUCCUACAAUUUAAAGAACUGUAAAAAAAAAAAAAAGAAAAGAAAACUUGUUGUGUCUGCACAUCUGGUGGCCUUAGGUCAGUUUAUGAGUGGAUACAAAUAAUAAAAUGAAAUCCAUUGCCUUUUUUUCCUGUUACAUUAACUGAAGAUGCACCUAAUCUUGAGGCAGCUUCUGAGUUGAGAAUUAUAUUGUUAUCCAAUACUGUUGAUUCAUUUUGAAUCUUUAGACACUUAUCUCUUGCCGCAUAGGCUCUUUUUAAAGGUGCUUUCACGUAGCACAGACAUUACCAGUAGUAGUGUCAAAUAGCAGUUCGUGUCCUUUCAUUAUGUGUAUAUUUAUCAUGAGUCUAAUUUUGAUGCCUUGAGUGAUAUUCCAGAAAGGCAAUAAAUUGACAAGUGACACAGUGGGUUACCCAGUAGUAAGAUGGUUGCAUGAUUGCAUUCAAUCUUCGAUUUAUUUUAUUUUUAAAUUUUUUUUUUUUUUUUUUUGGUAAGGUUUAGUCUUACCAAGAGCAUCUACGACCCUGGACUUUGCUUGGUAGUGCACUCAGUUUAAACAGCAAGUGCUGACUUUUUGCAUGGAAAGCGCUUCAGAGUCGAAGGAGUAAUUUCAAAUUUCAUUAUUUGUAGACCUGACAAUAUUUACUGUAUUAUCAAUGAUUGUUUUCUUUAUUGAUAGUAAGGACAAAUAAUUCUUUUUUUUUUUUUUCCUUUUGCAACGUGAUUGGAUGUGCUAUAGUGCAACAAAGGUUUUUCAGACCAAAAGGAGGUUACUGUAUAAUAUUCAUUUACAAUUCACUAUAUAAAUAACUACACAAAUAAUUUUUAAAUAUAAUCAAACUAAAAUAAACCUCUGUUCUGUGGAUGGUAGUGUUUAAUACAUUUUAUAUUUUGUAUAGUGAUUACAAGCCUUUUUUGUUUCUUUAAAAAUCAGCAGCUGUUUAGUAUAAUUCUUAGUAUUAUUUUGUUCUUUGCUCAAAUACAUUUUUCUGCACGCUUUUGUGAUCUGUGUUUAAAACCAACAUUGCCAACAUUGCAGCUUGAACUUAAGCUUGUUAUUCAAAAUAAAUAUUUAAUUUUUUUUAUUGCUCUUGUAUAAGUGCAUGAACUUUUGAUUCCUAGCUGAAUUAUUCCCUGGAAAGAGAAGAAAUCCUCAGGCUUUUUUAUUCUAUUGCAUGUUUGAUUAUAUUGAUAAUUGUAAUCGCUCCUUUAAUCAGUUCUCCAAGGUGUGAUGUCCAGUGGUAACCUUGAGUAAAGCUGGGGGCAAGCAGGUUAUCUCCAAGUAUAUUACCCACUCUAUUUUGUUUAUUUUACUCACCAGCACCAAGUAGGCAACAUUUUGAAUUGUUUCCUCUGCAAGUGCUCCUGACUGUGCCUGCUGUCAGCAAAGACGGGCUCCUGAGCAGCCCUGUCCUGGAAUGCUGGAUGCUGGAGCCCAUUUCUUCCCACUGCAGCAGCCUCACAGCUCACCCUGCUCUGCUCAGAGACACCGUGCUGUCCUUCUUCUGAACUGCACUGAACCUGCUCUAGUGAAGCUUCUCCCAGAUUCUGGAAUUUGCUCUGUGAUAUUCAGGCCAGGAAGAAAAAAGUCUUGGAUAACCAUUACUGCAGCAAGAAUUACAAAGGCUUUUGUCUAUGAACAUUGAGUCACUGGAGCUGAGCCAAUCUCGUGCCUCAUGCAAGGUUUAAAUUUCCAGUCUUCCUCCUAAUGGCAUCUCUGGCAAAACUUGGCUCAUCUUUUUUCCACUCAGGUUCUCAACCUUUUGCAAAGCUAGAAUUUUUUUUUUUUCUUUUUUUCAUCCCCUCCUUGGGAAUAGCUUAAGCCACGCAGACUCUCACGCUCCUUUUCCUGGAGAUGAAGUCCAAGAGUUGCACGUUCACCACAAAGCCUCAAAGCAAUAACCAAGUUUUUGACUUUGCUUUGAGGAAAAAAAGUUGCUAGGUUUUUUUCCAGCAGUUCUGAAGCAUCAAAAGCCAGUUGUGAAAAAAAUUGAUUUUCCUUUUUUCCCCCCGCUGUUUUGUGAAACUUGUUCUGUAUCCUGAUGUGAAACCAUGGACCUGACAUCUGUUCAUUUGCUUUAUUAUGGUCAUGGACAAGACACUACUUUAGGGGGUUUUUUUAAAACUAAUAAAAUCACCUAAGUAGAUCAAAUGGGUGCAGAACAGUUGAGUCCUUCUGCAUGAAAGUGCUUGUUACACAGAUCUGUUGUAUUUUAAACUGGCACUGGAUGUGUGUCAGUUCACCCUAGGCAGGAAAAGGUCCUGUUUGGUAGAUAUUGGUGUGCUUUUUUCACUUGUUAUGAUGGUUAGUUCAUGAGCCAGGUGUGAAAACAACAUUUCUCCUUCCCUAGAAGUGACUUGAAUGGCAGAAUGAUCAUGUCCAAGGAAAGGGUGUGUGGAAAGGUGAGUGGAAAUCCACAGCCAUCAGCAAGAACCAUCUGGACUUUUGGAGGAAGACUUCCUGUGAGACAGAUGCAAGUAAAACCCUAGAGAAGAUUCAGUCACUUUCCAUACUGGUGUAGUCAUAUGAUCUGACUCAGAAGCCUCUCCUGAUGCUUCCCCCGAUGGCUGGAAUUUACAUCCCAAAGCGCUUCCUGGCUUGGGUGAUGAGUUGGGAUGUCCUCUGUGAGCACCACCUAAUCACUUGGGGUGUGCAGCGAUUUGUGUAAGAGCUUGAAUGAUUUGUUUUGCUAAAUCAAAGAUUGUACACUAGGAAUGACCUGUAGGAGAGUGUAUUGUAAGGGGCUGGCAAGUCUUGAGUCCUGCACCUUUAAGCAAGACACAAGAGAUCUCCUCUUUAAACGAAGAUUUUUUUGACAUGCUGUCAUCAAAAAGCUGUGAGAAAGCAACAGUGAACAGUUGUUUUUAUUAGUCAUGUCCAGUCAUUUACACAAACGUAAUGUACCUUUUUUUCAUACACAGGUACCUCUGCGUGCACCAGCUCCCAUCCCUGUCUGUACGAGAAGGCUGCCUGUGAAACUCCAUCCAAGUUGUGGGGAAAAAAAAAAAUCUUUCUUUAAAAAGAAAGAAUUUAAUAAUUGAAAUAACCACUAGCCUAAACAAUAUAUUUGUUAAGUAGCAUAUAUUCUUGGAAAGUUAGUAUCUGUUAUCAGUCUUUUAAUAUGUUGGUUUCCUCAAGCCUUUUGCUUUUCUUCCUGUAUGAGGGAAAAAAUAACACUUAAAAUCUGCAGCAGUAUAUAAAGCCAGAAUAGCUUUGUCCUUUUUUUUUUUUUGAAGUUAUUAUUUUGUUUUCAUGCUUUGCUAGGAAUUCAGGACUGACCCUUUUCUAAUUAGGAGAUUAUGAAAAUCAGUGUGAAUGCUGCAGUGAGAGGACAGCAAACCUGAGUCACUGUGGGGGAGUGGAUGGG